This is a messenger RNA of Ochotona princeps (American pika), 2435 nucleotides long. RefSeq names its product glycyl-tRNA synthetase 1 (gene GARS1). NCBI's taxonomy places the organism in Eukaryota, Metazoa, Chordata, Mammalia, Lagomorpha, Ochotonidae. Gene Ontology annotation, cellular component: mitochondrion; cytoplasm. Gene Ontology annotation, molecular function: ATP binding; glycine-tRNA ligase activity. The transcript is spliced from 17 exons. The record is from RefSeq and is a predicted model, not a curated record. Gene Ontology annotation, biological process: mitochondrial glycyl-tRNA aminoacylation. The coding region runs from base 52 to 2262 and encodes 736 amino acids.
GCGCGCCGCUUCCGCCGCCGCCCCCCGCGCACCGCCCCGCGCUGCCGGCUCAUGCCCUCUCCGCGCCCGGCGCUUCUUGGAGCAGCCAGCGCAGUCCUGCUGCUCUCGCUGCCCGCCCGGCCCUCGCUCCCGCCCCGCCGACCCCUCAGCGCGCCCGCCCGCUGCCGAAUCGCCGUCCCCUCCGCCGCCGCCUCCCGGAGCAGCAUGGACGGCGCCGAGGCUGAAGAGGUGCUGGCGCCUCUCAGGCUAGCCGUGCGCCAGCAGGGAGAUCUCGUGCGAAAACUCAAAGAAGACAAAGCACCCCAGGUGGAUGUAGACAAAGCAGUCGCUGAGCUCAAAGCCCGGAAGAGAGUCCUGGAAGCAAAGGAGUUGGCAUUACAGCCCAAAGAUGACAUUGUAGACAGACCCAAAAUGGAAGAUACUCUGAAGAGGAGAUUUUUCUAUGAUCAAGCAUUUGCUAUUUAUGGAGGUGUGAGUGGUCUGUAUGACUUUGGGCCCGUUGGCUGUGCCUUGAAGAACAACAUCAUUCAGACCUGGAGGCAGCACUUUAUCCAAGAGGAACAGAUCCUGGAAAUCGACUGUACCGUGCUCACCCCGGAGCCAGUUUUAAAGACUUCUGGCCACGUAGACAAAUUUGCUGACUUCAUGGUAAAAGACGUGAAAAACGGAGAGUGUUUUCGUGCUGACCAUCUGUUAAAAGCUCAUUUAGAGAAACUGAUGUCUGAUAAGAAGUGUUCUGCUGAGAAGAAAGCGGAGAUGGAGAGUGUCUUGGCCCAGCUUGAUAACUACGGACUACAGGAACUUGGAGAUCUUUUUGUGAACUAUAAUGUAAAAUCCCCCACAACUGGAAAUGACCUGUCUGCUCCCGUACCCUUUAACUUAAUGUUUCAGACCUUCAUUGGGCCUGGAGGAAACAUGCCUGGGUACUUGAGGCCAGAAACCGCACAAGGGAUUUUCCUGAAUUUCAAACGACUUUUGGAAUUCAACCAGGGGAAGUUGCCUUUUGCGGCUGCACAGAUUGGAAAUUCUUUCAGAAACGAGAUCUCCCCUCGAUCUGGUCUGAUCCGCGUCAGGGAAUUCACAAUGGCAGAAAUCGAGCACUUUGUAGACCCCAAUGAGAAGGACCACCCCAAGUUCCAGAACGUAGCUGACCUCUCCCUGUGUUUGUACUCAGCGAAAGCCCAAGUCAGUGGGCAGUCUGCUCGGAAGAUGCGCCUGGGGGACGCUGUUGAGCAGGGCGUGAUUAACAACUCCGUGUUGGGCUAUUUCAUUGGCCGCAUCUACCUCUACCUCACCAAAGUCGGCGUGUCUCCGGAGAAGCUCCGCUUCCGGCAGCACAUGGAAAACGAGAUGGCCCACUAUGCCUGUGACUGCUGGGACGCUGAAUCCAAAACAUCCUACGGCUGGAUUGAGAUUGUGGGUUGUGCUGAUCGUUCUUGUUAUGACCUCACCUGUCACGCGCGAGCCACCAAAGUCCCACUGGUGGCCGAGAAGCCGCUCAAAGAGCCCAAGACCAUCAAUGUCAUCCAGUUUGAACCCAACAAAGGAGCCAUAGGGAAGGCGUACAAGAAGGAUGCCAAACUGGUGAUGGAGUACCUCACUGCCUGUGAUGAGUGCUGCGUCUCAGAAAUGGAGGUGCUGCUGCACGAGAAGGGGGAAUUCACUAUUGAAACUGAAGGGAAAACUUUUCAGUUAACAAAAGACAUGGUCAGUGUAAAGAGAUUCCAGAAAACACUACAUGUGGAAGAAGUCGUUCCAAGUGUCAUCGAGCCCUCUUUUGGCCUGGGCAGGAUCAUGUACACCGUGCUGGAGCACACCUUCCACGUGCGGGAGGGAGACGAGCAGCGAACGUUCUUCAGUUUCCCUGCUGUCGUCGCUCCAUUCAAAUGCUCUGUCCUUCCACUGAGCCAAAACCAGGAGUUCAUGCCGUUUGUCAAGGAGUUAUCGGAAGCCCUGACCAGGAAUGGCGUGUCUCACAAAGUGGACGAUUCCUCCGGGUCCAUCGGGAGACGCUAUGCCAGGACUGAUGAGAUCGGCGUGGCUUUCGGCAUCACCAUUGACUUCGACACAGUGAACAAGACCCCGCACACCGCCACUCUGAGGGACCGUGACUCCAUGCGGCAGAUAAGAGCAGAGGUCUCUGAACUGCCCACGGUGGUUCGCGAUCUGGCCAACGGCAGCAUCACGUGGGCCGAUGUGGAGGCCAGGUAUCCCCUCUUUGAAGGGCAAGAGACUGGCAAAAAAGACACGAUUGAGGAAUGAGAACACUUCUCACAACUUUUUACUGCUUGUGCUAAACAAAAAGAAAACACCUCUUAUGUCCACUUUGCAAAAAAAAGAAAAAAUUAAACAGCGUUGUGAUUGUUCAGGACUGUUUCAUCCUCAGUCGCUGCCUGAUCCUACCCCAUAAUUAAAGUCGGAGGAAUUCGGAACAA